Molecule: messenger RNA, 3063 nt
Organism: Ictidomys tridecemlineatus (thirteen-lined ground squirrel)
Lineage: Eukaryota; Metazoa; Chordata; Mammalia; Rodentia; Sciuridae
Gene: Polm
Product: DNA polymerase mu
Biological process (GO): double-strand break repair via nonhomologous end joining
Cellular component (GO): nucleus
Molecular function (GO): DNA-directed DNA polymerase activity; DNA binding
Source: RefSeq, a predicted model, not a curated record
AUUUACAUAGGGCGGGGCCUUCUGUGGCGCCACUUCCUUCUCUAGCCAGCUUUUGCCUGCUUUCCUUCUGUUGUCGCCCACUUUCCUUCAUUUUCGCUCUCCUUCCUUAAGGCUAUCGGCCCCUUUUCUUCCUCUCAUAGCCCGCGUAGGUGUCCAGAUGCUCCCGAAACGGCGGCGAGUGCGGGUCGGAUGUCCCGGUGGUGCAGUCACUUCCUCCACUUCGCCCUUAGUGCUCUUUCCCGGCGUCGCCAUCUACCUGGCUGAACCGCGCAUGGGCCGUAGCCGCCGGGCCUUUCUCACACGCCUGGCGCUGUCCAAGGGCUUCCGUGUCCUCGAAGUCUACAGCUCCGAGGUGACACAUGUGGUGAUGGAACAGACCUCAGUGAAGGAGGCCAUCUGCUGGCAGAAGCACAUGGCUGCUACUCUCCCGUGCUGUCCCCACCCAGCUCUGCUGGACAUCAGCUGGUUCACAGAAAGCAUGGCAGCUGGGCAGCCUGUCCCUGUGGAGGACCGGCAUCGAUUGGAGGUGGUUGAGCCCAGGAAUGAGCCCCCAAGCCCAGUGUGGGUGUCGAUUUAUGCCUGCCAGCGUCCCACACCCCUCACACACCACAAUACCAUCCUCUCGGAGGCCUUGGAGACUCUGGCAGAGGCAGCAGGCUUCGAAGGCAGUGAGGGCCGCCUCCUCUCCUUCCGCAGAGCAGCCUCUGUGCUCAGGGCCCUUCCUUGCCCUGUCACUUCCCUGAGUCAGCUGCAGGGGUUGCCCCACUUUGGAGAACAUUCUUCCAGGGUUGUCCAGGAACUGCUGGAGCAUGGAACAUGUGAGGAGGUGGAGAGAAUUCGUUGCUCAGAGAGGUACCAAACCAUGAAGCUCUUCACCCAAAUCUUUGGGGUUGGGGUGAAGACUGCCAACCACUGGUACCAGGAAGGGCUGCGAACCCUGGAUGACCUCCGAGGACAACCUCAGAAACUGACCAAGCAGCAGAAAGCAGGGCUCCAGCACCACCAGGACUUAAGCACUCCAGUUGGACGGCCUGAUGCUGAGGUUCUGCAGCAACUGAUAGAGGCAGUCGUGGGCCAGGUCCUGCCUGGGGCCACUGUCACGCUGACUGGUGGCUUUCGAAGGGGCAAGUUACAGGGCCAUGAUGUGGACUUCCUUAUCACCCACCCUGAGGAGGGCCAGGAGGCGGGGUUGCUGCCGAAAGUGAUGUGCCACCUGCAGAGCCAGGGCCUUAUCCUGUAUCAUCAGCACCAAGCCAGCUGCUUAGAGACUCCUACUUACCUUGUUCAGCGGAGCCACACCAUGGAUGCCUUUGAGAGGAGUUUCUGCAUCUUCCGCCUGCCUCAACCCUCAGGAGCUGCCUUAGGGGGUGUCCUGAAGCCUUGCUCAGCAUGGAAAGCUGUGAGGGUAGAUCUGGUGGUUGCUCCCAUCAGCCAGUUCCCUUUUGCUCUGCUUGGCUGGACUGGCUCUCAGCUUUUUGAGCGGGAACUGCGCCGAUUCAGCCGGAAAGAGAAGGGACUGUGUCUGAACAGCCAUGGACUGUUUGACCCAGAGCAGGAAACGGGAGGCUGCUGGACACUUUUGAAUAUCUCCAGGCAGAAGAUACGCUGCCACGCCAUAUCCUCAUCUCCAAGUGGAAGAGUCUUUACCUGUGGGAGCGACUGUGAGGCGGGGCCUUCCUCACACUCCAGCCUUAUAGCUGUGUGAUCAUGGUCAGCAUUCAGCCUCCCCAGGCCUCAGGUUCCCACCUGGGUCAGGAAAUCUGAGCAGUACUCAAGUCAUGGAGCUGUGGCAGAGCCAGCAGUCCCAGUGCGGCAAUUGAGGUGUGGUUGCGUGUCUUCUAUAGGGCACCCCACUCAGUUGCCCAGAAGAGAACCAUGUAUCCCUGCCCUGCACUUGAGCCAUGAGGUGGAAGCUGUAGUUCUUGCUCUUAGGAGUCCUCUGUGGAGGUGAAAACGGGUAUGCUGCAAUCACCUGGAAUGAGUAAAGGUCCAAGUCAAGAGAACUUCCAAUGCUGGGAUUUUGGCACUGCAGCCCCUACCCUGCUUCUGCCUUUAAGUCCUGUACUCUUCCUACUUCAAAACAGGUCACACUCUGCCACUUCUUGCUCAUAGUCCUGCGGAAUUCCAAACCCCAAAAUCCUCAUGUGAUCCCCUAGGGUUCUAGCAUUUCUGCCACCCCUGCCAAUCUCAUCUGCACUCUUCUUUCAAUACCCACCACCCCAUCCCUCAUUUGCUUCCUGUUUCACUGUUUCCUACUGAUGUUCUCAGACCCCAUGUCUCUGACUCCCUCCCCUUUCUGGGAGGGAGUCAGAGACAUGGGCUGGACACACAGGUAUCCUGUGUGUUCCCUGAUCUCCUGCAGGGCCUUUGCCUUCGCCACUCUUUGCCUCCUUCAGGACUUGAUUCAAGGUCAUCUUGUUAGUCACAGCUUCCCAGACCACUCACCACAUCACAAAGUGUUUUUUAAAUUAACAUGCAAUAAAAUGGUAUCUUUUAAGGUUUGUUUUUAAUGGGCUUUAACACAGGUAUAGACUCUGCCAUCUCAGGACCCAAAGGUCUGUCCCCCAAGCAUUGCCUUAUGCCAUUGCAUUAUCGCCACAUGUUCUUUAUCCCAACUCACUCAUUUUGUUCACUUAUCUACAGUUUUGCCCUCUCCAGAAUAUCAUAGAAGUGGAACCAAAUUCUCCCUUUUACUUGCCUCUCUCUCAUCAUGCCUUUGAGAUUCACUCAGGUUUUUGCAUAUAUUGAUAGUUUAUUUUUCUUUAUUGCCACAUAAUAUUACAUUAAUGGGGUGUUCCAGGAUUUAUCUGUUCAGCUACUGAAGAAUGUUUAGAUUGUUUCCAGGGUUUGGUGAUUAUGAAUAGAGCUACUGUAGCCAUGUGUAUAUAGAUUAGUGGGUAACAUACCUUUUCAGUUCUCUUGGGUAAAUAUGAAGGUAUAGGAAUAUUGGGUUAUAUGAUAAGUAUGUUUUUAAGAAAGAGCUAAAUUGUUCAGAAUGCCUGUCAUUUUCCAUUUUAUCACCAGUGUGAGCCACCCAUAUAAGUUAAACAUUUCAUAGUAGCA